AUGGUCAAAGAUCGGGCGGUAAAGGAAGCUUACUUGAGCCAGCCUAGUGGUCGGAGACCAGUAGGUCGGCGUAGGUACCGCUGGAUCGACAGCGUGAAGGACCUGCUGCAGCUGAAAGACAGCACUUGGCGGGAGGUGGCAAAGGAUAGGGUGCGCUUGAAUUUUCUAAUUUCGGAAACCAGGACGCAUUUUGGGUCGCAAAACUUAAAAACUCAAAAACUUCUUUAUUGGAAUAAAGGCGAAUUUAAGUUACUCGACGUGAGACGUCUAAGAGAAGUCACGAUCAGUGAAAGACGACCUUUGUUAAGUUUUUUUGCAGUAACGUAA
Molecule: messenger RNA, 327 nt
Organism: Pieris macdunnoughi
Lineage: Eukaryota; Metazoa; Arthropoda; Insecta; Lepidoptera; Pieridae
Source: the annotation of a GenBank genome assembly